AUGGCCUCGCGUCCACACUUGGCUAGCUCCGUCAAAACUGUCUUUCUAAAAGUCGCUUUGGUCGAAUCACUCGACUUUGAUCAAUGUCGAAAAGCUUUCGAUGCUUGUGCACGUACUCUCGGACGCAGUGCGGAAGAUGUUUAUGAAAAAGGUCACGCUACUGACUCGUCAGCCAUCAAGAGGGCGUUUUUUAGAGGGGCACCUCCACCUCAAUACAUGAGGUCGGAAGACUUCAUUCCCAUGGUCAUGGGUCAAAUUCUGUCCAUCCUGGUGUCUAUACUAUCGAGCUUAGCUCACAUUUGUGUUGAAGCAAACCGCUGUUGGCAAUUCGACGUGUCACUUGCUACUCUCGACGUCCUGGGUAUCAACUCUAUUCCGCUCAAGACACUUGAAAGUGAUCAUGCGCUCCAAAACUUACUAUCUCGGUCACCGGAGCUUGAGACUUUAGUGACUUCUGGAUCAGGCGAGUAUCCGAGUAUGCCUUGCGUAAGAAACCUUCACAUUCGAUCUCAGAUGGCCAUCCAAGUCUCUACCAUAAGUCACUGUCUAUCAGUCUGCACUGGUGCUUUAUCCACAUUCUCUUACACUGCAUUUGACUCUGAUAUCGUGGGCGUUGUAAACGUCCUCAAUGAAUCGAGGUUUCGCGCUAGUCUUGAGUCUCUACACCUUGACAUGAGACAUCGCAAUUCGCGGGGGAAUCACAAAAUGCCCAGCUUAAAGGCAUUCACUCAGAUGAAGAGUCUCUUCCUCCAUACACACUUUCUCUAUGGCACGGAAUACUCUGAUUCUGGCGACAAGACUUCUGUCAUCAAGUCUCUUCUCAAUAUUCUCCCCCCUAAUAUCACAUCUCUGCAACUUUCGGAACAGACCGAGACACCACAUGGUGUUAUGGGGAAGGAUCUGCUUCGCCUGGCCUUGAAUGCACGUGUCGAAUUUCCGCAACUUAGGAAGAUUGAAAGUGAUGCUGACAAUGUUUGCGAUAAGUAUCUUGAGACUCUGUUUAAGAGCAUUGGUGUCGACCUUAUUCAUCAGGACUUGCCGAUGUGUUGCUGGAUAGAUACAAUUUUUAGGAUCACGGGCGUUGUGGAUUGGAACGAUGUAUGUCACGGUGGCGCCAAUAUGCUUCCACCUGGUCUGCUUUCGGACGAAGACCUGUAA
Messenger RNA from Fusarium sp. VM40, 1158 nucleotides. NCBI's taxonomy places the organism in Eukaryota, Fungi, Ascomycota, Sordariomycetes, Hypocreales, Nectriaceae. The record is from the annotation of a GenBank genome assembly.